AUGGCUUCUUAUUCAAUCAGCCGAACAGCUCCUAAAAAGAACCAAGCUCUUCAACAACAACAACAACAACAACAACAGCAACAGCAGCAGCAACAAACCAACGUUUAUUCUUCUUUAAAAUCCAAUUCAAGUGGGAAUACGAGAGCGCUUUGCAACAUCUGUCAAAGAGAGUUUUGUAACAAAUACUUUUUAAGAAGACAUAAAUUAAAGAUACACGGUAUUGUUGGUCCUGUUUCAAAAGAAGGUUCCAAUGCAGAUACACAAGAAAGCAACAGUUUAAAUAACAAUACCUCACAAGAGAAAGUCGAUAUGCCUACGACGGAAGCAGAAGCUUAUAGUGGGUACACAAAACAGUUUAUUCCUUCAAAUUUUAAUAUGGAUAUGAAAGAAGUGUCACAGAACAUGGAACUCAGCUUGGAGAAACCUAAAGAGAAACCAGAAAAAGAACCAGAACAAGACAUUCAGCUACCCUAGAUAUCACAUAUAACUCCAACCUCCAUUGAGACCAGCCCUCUUAUUCACGUUUCACAAAAUGAAGACAAUAAUAAAGAAAACGCUCUUUCUUCAGUGCGGCUUAAGAAAUUUGGUGUCGUUAACGCUGAUGCGUUUUGUGACAUUUGUUGCAAGGAAUAUUGCAAUAAAUAUUUCUUAAGAACUCACAAACUCAAAAGCCACGGAAUACUUCCAGUGGACGAAAAGAAAGAUGAAACGGUUAAUGGAACUGGUAAUAACAUGUCUUGGUAUCAGAUGCAAACAACUCCACUCAAUCUCAUCGUUAAUGAGG
This is a messenger RNA of Homalodisca vitripennis (glassy-winged sharpshooter), 784 nucleotides long. RefSeq lists its product as uncharacterized. The transcript is spliced from 2 exons. The record is from RefSeq and is a predicted model, not a curated record. Bases 1 to 474 code for a protein of 157 amino acids. Lineage: Eukaryota; Metazoa; Arthropoda; Insecta; Hemiptera; Cicadellidae.